Molecule: messenger RNA, 5227 nt
Organism: Leptonychotes weddellii (Weddell seal)
Lineage: Eukaryota; Metazoa; Chordata; Mammalia; Carnivora; Phocidae
Source: RefSeq, a predicted model, not a curated record
GGUAGGCGUGGAUUCCCCGCUGCCCCCACCCUCCCCCGGGCCAGCGCUCCCCCGCGUCCACACAAUGGGACUGUGAAGGCAGACACUUCUGGGGGCGCCGGAGCAGCUUGCAUUCUGGAGGAUGGGUGACGACAGACUCUCUGAACACCCCAAGCCCAUGGAAUUUCUCAACCUCCAUUUGGGAGACAACCUGCAGCCCGGCCCAGGAGCACACCUGAGGGAAACGUGCAGCCUUCCUGACCCUCCCGAACCUCGUGGGGAACAGACCUGGGCCUCUGAGCCUCCUGAGAGGCCAGAUGCUCUCCCCUCUUCCCAGGGGGAGCCCAGGCACAAAGCGGCGCCCCCCGGGUCACCCGGAAACAGCCAUCCUCUGGGGAACCCGAGGCAGGGCCAGAGCACGUCCGCCCAGGUGGUGUUCUGGGCAGGCAUCCUGCAGGCCCAGAUGUGUGUCCUGGACCUGGAGGAGGAGCUGGAGAAGACAGAGGGGCUCAGGGCUGAGCUGAGGUGCUGUCUCCCUGCGGCCCCCGUGGAGCUCCCCCCUUUCCCCUCGAGCCCCGCAGGCCCCCGGAGCUCAGGCCUCCACCCCAGCUCACCGGUGGAGGCGGCCCAGCGGGGAGACAGCAGUGGCCCUGAGGCGGAGAACCAGCACUGUGUGUGGCCCAGGGAGGGAGGGACAGACUCCUCCCCGGAGUGGGGUGCUGAGGAGGAGAGUGUAUUCUUCGACAAUCCCCUCUUUUUGGAGAGCCCUCGCUCGGACACGAGUGCUUCUGGAGCUCGUUUUUCCUGGGGGCUCUCAGACUCCCAUGAGCCCCAGUGUCCGCAGAUCCUGGAGCCUCCACUCCCAGGAGGGGGAGUGCUGUGGGAACUGGCCAGCGAGCCGGGUUUAGGGGAUGGCACAGCUGAUUACAGCGGACGCACCACGCCUUCAUUCCCUGUGCCCACCUACAAACCUCACUCCUUCUCGUGGACUGUGGAGGAUGAGGCCACCAAGGGGACCCCUGAAGCACCUCCGGACUCGGGGGAGAGUGAGACUUCUCUGGCAGACAGUCUUGACCCUGCCCCACCUGCUGCAUCCUGUGUGGACAAAGCAUUGGCCUGGGAAACAGGACAAGUCGGAUCUGAUCCCAGCUCUGCCGUACGUCCUGUGCAACCUUGGGCCCUGCCCGGCCCAGAAGGCUGGCAGACAGAAGAGGGUCCUUCCUGGCCCCAGGUGCCUCUGAUCUCCCAGGACCGAGGUGACAGUGAUGCUGAGUGUCCCCAAGAGUCUGCUCUGCGCAUCUUGGCUCCUGGCCCCUGGGGGAGCCCAGCCUCAUCGCCAGAACCUAGCAGCCCCGAGUCUGAGAACAGAGGCCCCGGCCCCAGGCCCAGCCCCGUGUCCUCCCGGGAAGGCAGCCCAAAGCCCCGGGGCCCCCACUGGGACAGCAGUCUUCCUGAGCGGACACUAGAUGCUUCACGCCCUUCACUCUUGGAGACAGGUGGGGCAGAGCCACGUUUCCUGGAGAAAGAGGAGGCAGGAGAGGCCCCACAGCCAGGGGAGGAAGUAAGGAGUGAAGGCCCAGCCAGGACUCCAGAGGCUGGAGCCGUCCAGCCUGGUGCUCGCUUGACCUCUGCAGAAGGGGAGAAUCUGAGGACACUGUUGGACCUUUGCAGGCUUCCUGAGAGCCCCAUGCCCCAAGCGCAGUCCCCGGAGGAAGGCCAAAGGCCACAGACUGGAGACAAGCUGGCUAAUGGUGUCAGCACCGACAAGGUGGCCUGCAACUUGGCCUCUCGCCUCUAUCACCUGGAGGGCUUCCGGAAGUCUGAAGUGGCUGCCUACCUGCAGAAGAACAAUGACUUCAGUAGGGCCGUGGCUGAGGAGUAUUUGUCUUUCUUCCAGUUUGGAGGCCAGAGCCUGGAUCGAGCCCUCCGGGACUUCCUCCAGGCCCUGGUGCUCAGCGGGGAGACUCAGGAGCGGGAGCGAAUCCUCUACCAGUUCUCCAAACGCUUCCAUUACUGCAAUCCCGGGGCCUUCUCCUCCGCAGAUUCCGUUCACACCUUGACCUGUGCCGUCAUGCUCCUCAACACGGACCUGCACGGACAGAACAUUGGGAAGAGCAUGAGCUACCAGGAAUUCAUAACCAACCUGAACGGCCUGCGGGACGGCGGGAACUUCCCAAAGGAGCUGCUGAAGGCCCUCUACUGGUCUAUCCGAAGUGAGAAGCUUGAAUGGGCCGUGGAUGAAGAAGACGCAGGCAGAGCAGAGAAGGCCCAGGUGUCUUCCCACACCGGCAAGAUGAGCAGCCCCUUCCUCCAGCUGGCCCAGAACCCCACAGCGCCCACCUACAAGCAGGGCAUCCUGGCUCGGAAGAUGCAUCACGAUGCGGACGGCAAGAAGACGCCGUGGGGCAAGCGCGGCUGGAAGAUGUUCCACACCUUGCUUCGAGGGAUGGUCCUCUACUUCCUGAAGGGAGAGGACCACUGCCCCCCUGCAGGGGAGAGUUUGGUGGGACAGAUGGUGGACGAGCCCGUGGGGGUGCACCACUCGCUGGCUACGCCGGCCACCCAUUACACCAAGAAGCCGCACGUCUUCCAGCUGCGGACUGCCGACUGGCGCCUCUAUCUCUUCCAGGCUCCCACUGCGAAGGAGAUGAGUUCCUGGAUCGCGCGCAUCAACCUGGCGGCCGCCACGCACUCGGCACCGCCCUUCCCGGCCGCGGUGGGCUCCCAGCGCAGAUUCGUCCGGCCCAUCCUGCCUGUGGGCCCGGCCCAGAGCUCCCUGGAGGAGCAGCAUCGAUCCCACGAGAACUGCCUGGACGCUGCCUCCGACGACCUGCUGGAUCUGCAGAGGAACUUACCCGACCGGCGGGGCCGGAGCCGCGAGCUGGAGGACUACCGCUUGAGGAAGGAGUACCUGGAGUAUGAGAAAACCCGCUACGAGACCUACGUGCAGCUUCUAGUGGCCCGUCUGCACUGCCCCUCAGAUGACCUGGACCUGUGGGAAGAGCAGCUGGGGAGGGAAGCCGGAGGCACUCAGGAGCCCAAGCCCAGCCUGAAGAAGUCCCACUCCAGCCCAUCCCUGCACCAGGAAGAGGCCCCCACCACGGCCAAGGUGAAGCGCAACAUCUCAGAGCGCAGAACUUACCGGAAGAUCAUACCCAAGAGGAACCGCAAUCAGCUCUGAAGCUGGCACCACCACAAGGACUCUGGCCCCGUGUUCGGGCGGGGAACCUGAGAUGAGACCCCAUGGAGGAGCCUUGUUUCAGGGUCCGUGUUGGGGCAUGAGGCCCUCCCCUUGCCCGCCGAAGGACAGGCCCUGUUUCUCUGCAGUCCUCACUGGAGCUCUCCUAAUACGGCUGUGCCCACCCCCACGGCAGCCCCAGCUGCCCCAGUCCCUGCUCACUCCCAAGGGAGGACAGAGGUCAAGGGAUUGGCUGCACUCCCAUGUCACCCUCCCCCCUUCCACAAUCCAGAGUGGCCACAUUUCUUGGGCCUGGGGGCAGCUCGGCGCUUAUUUGAGAAUCAGAGCAGCCGCGGGCCCUGAGCUUCCAAAAGGGAGGCUGGGGCAAUGGAAGCCUCUGGGCAGUCAAGCCAGGGGAGCCACAGCCCUGAGGAUGGUCUUGCUCUGGGAGUCAGGUGACCUGCGGUGAGAGGUCCUGGGAGACCCCAGCCAGCCUCAGGUGACUGGGAGACCAGGGUGGCUCGGCCCCGCCCCCUGACAGGUAGGCCUUCAGGGGGCCUUCGAGGACAAACUCAGUGAGGCUGACUCUGGGGCCCUGGGCCUUUGUGUCCUUUCUCCCUACAAUCAUCCACACACCCGGGGCAGAUGAGAGAGGCCCCACCUCACACACCCAAUUGCUAAUCAUCAGAGCAGAGCCCUUGGUGGUCAGUGAGGGCCAGAAGGGGUUGGGGCCUCCAGAGCUCCGUGCAGAGCCCUGGGAACAAGGGGCCUUUGUUUCCCCAGAGCAGGGAAGGAGGUCCUCCGGGUUCAGACCCCUGGGAGAGGCCGAGAGGCAAGAGGCCGUGAUACAUCCCCUGGGGUCUCUCUUGGAAGGAGCUGGUCUGAGAGCUGGGAGGGCCAGGUAGAAGGCUGGCUCCCUCCCACACACCCCAUCCCAUAAAGUUGCAUUCCCAAGGAGGGGCACCAGGGCACCUUCCAGACCCCUCUUUCUCCCCGCCAGCUCUCAGGGGGCUUUGCUGCCUUUCCUCGGCAGUCCCCCUGUGCUGCCCUCUGGCUGCCUCCCAGCUGGGCUCUGGGGGAGGUUCCGGACACUCAGGGACCUCAGGCUCUGCCUGUGGGAAGGAGGCUGGGUUGGCGAAGCAGCCACCAUUGUCUCUGUUCAGCCAAGUGUGCGAGCAGGCUGCCCGCCAAGAGGGCCUCUGCUGCCUGUCUGCGGCCUGCUGGCUGGCGCACUGCUCUCCCGCCUUCCUGCCGGGGCCCCUCUCCUCCCAUCUGUGCUGGAAACCAGCCCUGGGGUCUGGAACGCCACCAAGUGGGGCUGGCCCUUGGGGACCACAAGGGGUGUCUGGCCAGGGCUCAGGGCCGGGCCGGGUACCCAGUGGGUGCCCAAUACAUGCAGGCCAGUGAAGAAGGAGGUGCGCACGAAUGUGUCAGGAAGGGAGGGUCAGGCAGAUGUGCGCAGCUGGAGCCACCUGCAGGGGGCCAGGCUGGGUCUCCCUUCGCCCGGGCGCGUCUGUGCCUAUGCGGGUCUGUGUGCCUGUAUACGGGUGUGUGUGUGUGUGUGUGUGUGUGUGUGUGUGUGUGUGUGUGGGUGUGGAGCACUGCGCUUGCAGGCUGUCAGAGCCUUGGGGGGCCUCAAUCAUUUGUUCAUCCACUCAUUUGUUCAUUCAUUCAUUUCACAAAUAAUAUUGACCACUUUUUAUGGGCCAGGACGAGGGCAUUCCAGAAUGACUGAAACACGUCUCUGGCCCCCCGGCGGUAGCAGUCCUGUUCUCUGGUUCCUUGCUGUCACAUAGAGGUGCACUUCAUCUUGCGGGGGAGGCCUGCUGAAGACACAUUCCCACCCUCUGCUCAAGGAUUCGGAUUCAGUAGAUGUGGGUCAGGGGCACGGAUAGAUAUUUUUAAAGCAGCUUGGGUCACUGAUGUGCAGUUAAUAGGUGAGAACUAGCAACAAGUAGAUGUGACUUGUCCCAGGACCGACGCAAGCUUGGCCUUGAGUGGGUUAUUUGACCUCACUGAACAUGUACCCAUAUUCCUAAAACCAGAAUAAAAGGUGAAGGUUUGUCCGCA